CUUCCUCUUGUUCUUUGCUACUGUACUGUCUCUGUCAGUCCCUGAGCAGUCAUUCCCAGCUCCUUGCCUAGACCUGGACAUCCAUGCUUCCCUCUCGCCCUUCCUCAUGCAGCUCAGUGCCCCAAGGGGACCCAGAGAACCACGAUAAGCAGGUCCAGUGGGCUUCUGUUACUGACAGAAAGACAUCCCAGAAGGAACACUCAAGGCCCCGGUUGGGUUCUUCCAAAGGCUCAAGUCCAAAGGCCCGAAGAUCAAGCCGGUUGACAGUGAAGUAUGACCGGGGACAGCUACAGACGUGGCUAGAGACAGAGCAGUGGGUGGAUUCCCAGCUUCAGGAGCUGUACCAGGAGCAAUUGUCCUCUGUGCCCGAGUUUGAACUGGAAGACUUCAUUGAACUCUCCACAGAAGAGCAGAAAACCAAACUGCAGGCAAUACUCCAAGAAUGUGUCAGUCCUACAGAGCCCUUUAUCUCUGAGCUGCUUGGCCGCUUGAAAAGCCUCCGAAGGCUCAGCCGGCCUCAGAAAUAA
Messenger RNA from Trichosurus vulpecula (common brushtail), 527 nucleotides. RefSeq names its product protein phosphatase 1 regulatory inhibitor subunit 14D (gene PPP1R14D). NCBI's taxonomy places the organism in Eukaryota, Metazoa, Chordata, Mammalia, Diprotodontia, Phalangeridae. Gene Ontology annotation, molecular function: protein serine/threonine phosphatase inhibitor activity. The transcript has 4 exons. Gene Ontology annotation, cellular component: cytoplasm. The record is from RefSeq and is a predicted model, not a curated record. The coding region runs from base 84 to 527 and encodes 147 amino acids. Gene Ontology annotation, biological process: regulation of phosphorylation.